Messenger RNA from Helianthus annuus (common sunflower), 1284 nucleotides. RefSeq lists its product as uncharacterized. The coding region runs from base 1 to 1284 and encodes 427 amino acids. Lineage: Eukaryota; Viridiplantae; Streptophyta; Magnoliopsida; Asterales; Asteraceae. The transcript has a single exon. The record is from RefSeq and is a predicted model, not a curated record.
AUGACGAAGGUUCCUCAGUUUUCAAUCACUUGCAGAGGAAUCAUGAAUACUACAGGCCAAAGGCAGCACGUCGGAUACAACGAAGAGGCAGAGCGAGACUUUUGCCUCGCCUAUCGACCAGCGAAAGCUACAGAACACUCAAAGUUCAUCCCAAAGAUUGCUCUGGCGCCACUGUCAAAGGAAAAAUUACCUCCAACGGUCGGAAAGUUUAACAGGCUGACUGAUCCUGAUGAUCACGUCAGAGUAUUCACAAGCGCUGGUUGCAUGGGAGGAUGGAAUAUGCCCAUGUGGUGCCAUCUGUUUAUCCAAACUUUCACGGGAGCUGCUCGCGCCUGGUUCGACAGCCUCCCACCAGGAAAGAUCAAGUCAUGGGUUGAUUUUAGAACACAGUUCGUGAACCACUUCAGUCAGCAGAGACGUUACCAGAGCAACACAGCUGAGGUAACGGACAUUUGGCGCAGAGAGAACGAAGGUUUAGAAGAUUUCAUCACUCGCUUUAACAAAGAGUGUCUGGAAAUUGGUAGUGUAAGCGAGCUACUCAUGCACGCUCACUUCAAGAAAGCCAUUCACUGUGAUAGCCUUAUCAGGACUAUCACAGGAAAAGAUGGAAUGCCUAAAGAAUGGGAUAAGCUCAUGGAAGCCGCGAAGAUAGUCGCGCAAACUGAAGAGUCACUAGCUGGCAACAAAAACUCUUAUACUGAAGAUCGGUUUUCUAAGGGAACCUCGCGCGAUAACAACAGAAGAAACAAAGGAAAAAACCCUGGAUGGAAAGCUAACCACUCCAGCGGUUUUGAUGAACGACCUCGUUAUGAUGAACGACCGCGUUACAGGGAAGACGCGCGAGACACGAUCGAUCGCAUUGGGUACAGGAAGGCAGUCAGGAAUGAGAAUCGAGAAAAGCACUGGACUCCGCUCAUAAAGACACCUAAAGAGGUGCUCAUGACGGAGAACCACGAUUUUAAGGCGCCCAGGCCUAUGACCAACAAGAAGGGGCAAGACCCCAACCUGUACUGUGAUUUCCAUAAAGAUACAGGUCAUCUGACAGAUGACUGUAUCAGCUUGAGGCAGGAAAUCGAGAAAGCUUUGAAAAGUGGGAAACUGGGUCAUCUGGUAAAAAACGUGCGCAAAGAGACACGCCAGAUUCAGCGCAACGAUGAAGGAAGAGACAAAAAGGUCCGACGCUUGGAAACACACAUGGUCAACGGACCAAGAUAUAGCGCGAGAGAUAAAGCAAGCGACCUUUCGAACCAGCAUGGAAAGAGCAACAGGUUGUCUUCCCGGUAG